CACAUACCCUUUAACAUGUCGUACGGUAUAUGUGUACUGGUGCUCGUGGCCGUUGCCGCAGUUGCUACAUCCGGAUAUAACACCUAUGGAAGUCAUCAUCAUGUUCAUCUUAGACUAUACAGAAAACACAUUGUGCAUAGUGGACACUACGGACAUCACGGAUUGGCAUACUACAAAAGAUACCACGGAUUUAAAAUCACACAUGGAAGAUUUGCUUACAAAGGAUUAGGAUACAAAUUGACUUGUGGUAAGACACGGUUUUACCGGCUAUGGAGGAGUUGUUAUGGAAGAUACCAUAGCAGAGGUAGAUGCUUUGGGAGAUUCAGAAAACAACAUCUUUUUGCGGUUUACAAAGGCUAUUCUCAUGGUAGCACCGGUCACUACUACAAGGGUCACGGACAUGGUUAUGGACAUGGUCACGGUUAUAGUCAUGGACAUGGUCACGUUUAUAUUCACGGACAUGGUCAUGGACAUGGUCACGGUUAUAGUCACGGACAUAGUCACGUUUAUAUUCACGGACAUGGUCAUGGACAUGGUCACGGUUUUAGUCACGGACAUAUACAUAGAGCUGCUUACUAUAGUUAUUACAAAAAAUAUCAUGGAUUUAGAAUCCAUCAUCACCGAUUUUCCUAUGGAGGCAAAGCAUAUAAGCUGGCAUGUCAUAGAAAUCGAUUCUACAGUCUGUGGAAUACUUGUUAUACUCAUUAUCACAGUAGAAGUUAUUGCUUUGGACAUUUGAGGAAACAGCAUCUCUUCGUAUCUUAUCAUGGAGGUGCUUAUGGACACAUACAUCACGCUCAUCAUCAUGGACACACGCAUGAUUGGCUGUACCGUCAUAAUUUAUUUCUCCACCUGAAGAUGGCCAAACACCAUGUUAAACGCAUCCACCAUGCAGCUAACAGCCAUGUUUCCAAAAUAUCAUACCUAUCUAACAAACAUGUGCAAAACAUUGGCUACCAGGCGAAAAAACACGUCAGCAGAAUUUCAAACGAGGCUAACCGACAUAUCAACAGGUUCAGAAAACUCGUAAAAUACCAUAUAAACAGACUCCACAAUCACGCAAAACAUCAUCUGUCUGCUGUUGAAAAUCAACAUAAAAGACAUUUGAGAGAACGCGAGUAUCAAAAUAAACGACACCUUUCAAACGAGGAGCACCUCCAUAACAAACAUGAAUAUCAUAUAAGUAAACUUCAUAGCGAAGUUGGUUAUGGUUAUGGCCAUGGACACGUUGUUAGCUACCUCGAUUACCACAACACAUAUCAUGGAUUCCCAAUAGCCGAACACAGAUUUUCAUAUGCCGGAAAAGCUUACCAACUGAAAUGUGAAAGUAAACGAUUCUACAGUCUUUGGAGUGAUUGCUGGUCUCAGUAUCAUAGUAGAAGUAUAUGUUUUGACAACUUGAGGAAACAACACCUCUUUAUAGACUACCCUGGAGACUACGCUGAUGAAUAUGCUCCUACAAAGAUUGUAGUCAAGACAGGAGGCGAUUUUGAUUAUAAAAAGUAAACGAUUACUUAUUGAAGG
Mytilus californianus (California mussel) is the source of this 1524-nucleotide messenger RNA. RefSeq names its product histidine-rich glycoprotein-like. The transcript has 9 exons. The record is from RefSeq and is a predicted model, not a curated record. NCBI's taxonomy places the organism in Eukaryota, Metazoa, Mollusca, Bivalvia, Mytilida, Mytilidae. Bases 16 to 1506 code for a protein of 496 amino acids.